UAUCAUGUCACCAGGAGACUUCCGGCUGCUGUGCGCACUAUAUAAGUGACGUAAGCGCUUUUCCGGUCCUCUCUCAUGCCUCUCUGAAUCAAGAUGACUAAGAAGAGGAGGAAUAACGGUCGUGCCAAGAAGGGACGUGGACAUGUCCAGCCCAUCCGCUGCACAAACUGUGCCAGGUGUGUCCCCAAGGACAAAGCCAUCAAGAAGUUUGUCAUCAGAAAUAUUGUGGAGGCUGCGGCUGUAAGGGACAUCUCUGAAGCCAGUGUGUUUGACUCCUACGUUUUGCCCAAACUGUAUGUGAAGCUGCACUAUUGUGUCAGCUGUGCCAUCCACAGCAAAGUGGUGAGGAACCGCUCUCGUGAGGCCAGGAAGGACCGGACCCCUCCUCCACGCUUUAGGCCCACUGGUGGUCCCCCAAGAGCCCCUCCAAAACCAAUGUGAUUGGAGAUAUUUGCAUGCAUUUUUAUGCAAGGAAAUAAAGCAGACUAAAAUUA
Molecule: messenger RNA, 494 nt
Organism: Cyprinus carpio (common carp)
Lineage: Eukaryota; Metazoa; Chordata; Actinopteri; Cypriniformes; Cyprinidae
Product: small ribosomal subunit protein eS26-like
Biological process (GO): translation
Cellular component (GO): cytosolic small ribosomal subunit; ribosome
Molecular function (GO): mRNA binding; structural constituent of ribosome
Source: RefSeq, a predicted model, not a curated record